AUGGCUGCCUGCCACAUGGAAUCAUUGAGAAAGUUGGUUGUUGACGAAAAUCAUAUCUCACAAAUCCCGUCUGAGAUGUGCAACCUGGUGAGAUUGGAGAUGUUGUCAGCACGAUCAAACAAGCUGCGUCAACUUCCCAGCGACUUCUCAUGCCUUACUUGCUUGUCUGUCCUCAACCUCAGCCACAAUGAAUUCGAUAGGAUGCCAUCGCUGGCAAAACUUGCGAGGUUGAAAGAACUGGACUUAUCGCACAAUGACAUCAGUAUGGUUGUUGCUGGAGUUCUGCCGUCUCCGAACCAUCUCCUCCGACUUGAUUUAUCUCACAAUCACUUGGAACAAAUAUGUUGA
Molecule: messenger RNA, 348 nt
Organism: Guillardia theta CCMP2712
Lineage: Eukaryota; Cryptophyceae; Pyrenomonadales; Geminigeraceae
Exons: 4
Coding region: 1-348 (115 amino acids)
Molecular function (GO): protein binding
Source: RefSeq, a predicted model, not a curated record